Molecule: messenger RNA, 1125 nt
Organism: Talaromyces atroroseus
Lineage: Eukaryota; Fungi; Ascomycota; Eurotiomycetes; Eurotiales; Trichocomaceae
Exons: 1
Coding region: 1-1125 (374 amino acids)
Biological process (GO): S-methylmethionine cycle
Molecular function (GO): S-adenosylmethionine-homocysteine S-methyltransferase activity
Source: RefSeq, a predicted model, not a curated record
AUGCCUGCUGCGGUCGCUGUGCUCGACGGCGGCCUGGGCACCUCGCUGCAGGAUAAAUACGGCGUAGUCUUUGACGCCUCCACCCCGCUGUGGGCGUCGCAUCUGCUGGUGAGCGACCGCGCAACCCUGCUCGCGUGCCAGCGCGAUUUCGCCUCGGCCGGCAUCGCCGUGCUGCUCACGGCCACAUACCAAGUGUCUGUCGAGGGCUUUGCGCGCACAAAGACGCCCGACUUCCCCCAUGGCAUUCCGCGCGCUGCCAUUGCGCCCUUUCUGCGCACUGCGUUGGACGUGGCCAGUGCUGCUGGAAGCACUCGCCGUACCGAAAUCGCCCUCAGCCUGGGCCCCUACGGCGCCUGCAUGAUCCCCAGCCAGGAGUACAGUGGCAAGUACGACGCGGCACAUGACAGCGAGGAGGCUCUGUAUCACUGGCAUCGGGACCGGCUGCAGCUCUUCGUCGACGCCGACGACCAGCUGGCGGACCGCGUGCAGUACAUUGCCUUCGAGACGCUGCCGCGGCUCGACGAGGUCCGCGCCGUGCGGAGAGCCAUCCACGCGCUGCGUCUGACUAGCACUCCCUUCUGGAUCUCGUGUGUCUUCCCCGGCGAGGCUGGCGACGACGCUCUGCCGGACGGGAGCUCGGUCGAGCAGGUCGUCACGGCCGCCAUGGCGCCCAUGCAGGACGGCGCGAAUCCUUGGGGGAUAGGGAUUAAUUGCACUAAAAUAGUAAAACUGCCGGGACUCGUCGAGCGACUGGGUUGCUGUAUGCGGAAAACCGUCACCACUACGUCCGGCCAACUUCCGACGACCCUGGUGUUGUACCCGGACGGCACCAACGGAGAAGUCUAUAAUACGACGACGCAGCAAUGGGAGAAGAAGAAGGACCAGGGGGAUGGCGCAGAUGCGGUAGGGGAAAGAAAGUGCUCACGAAAUGCUCGACAAUGUGUGCUAACUUUGGGUGAUGGCAGGAUCCGUGGGAAGUCCAAUUGGCUACGGUGGUGCGUGAUGCCUACGCACGAGGCCCAUUUCAGUCCUUCCUCGUCGGCGGGUGUUGCAAGGCUACGCAUGAGGAUAUCCGGAGGCUGCAUGGGCAGUUUAACAGUUCAAAAGUUCAAUGAGAGCGUGUGA